AUGGAGGACUAUACUUCUUUCACUCUUUUCUCUUUGUUGCCUACCGAGUUGAGGCUUCACAUAUGGCGACACACCUGCCAUCCAAGAGUCGUCGAAGUCUCAUAUGACAAUCAAGAAGACCGAUGUACAACGUUGACAGCCCCUCCAGCCGUCCUUCAUGUUUGCCGAGAGUCACGAUUUGAAGCCUUGAGGAUAUACAAGCCAUCCUUUGGUACCCAGUCCCACGAACCAAGGAUAUACUUCUGCCAUGAACUAGAUACUCUUUACCUACCCCGUCCUCCCUUCAUGGGCUAUGAUGAUGCCUUACGAUCAUUUACGGAACUUGUCCCGGGCACUGAUGAUAUUGUCAACCUCGCAAUCGACUACGUUAGGCCUGAUAUUAGACGACCAUGGGAAACCUACAACAAAUACGCCCUAAUGCAUAGUUUUCCAAAAGCGAAGGAGGUCUACUUGGUAUUAGACGGUGACACCUCGGCGGAACACGACACUUACGAUAUUCACCACCCUCAUCACAUCCACGAAGAUCAUGAAGACAUAGGGUUAGUCGAUCCGACAGGCGACAUAAUGGCACUUUGUCGUCUACUAUCCGACGUCAAGGAAUCGUUCUUCUACGAGGUCGGCACUAAUUACACGAUCGACGAAACGAAAGAAGAAUUCUUCGAGCAACCCCUCCUACCGCCGCUUGUACUCAAGUCGAAAGUCAUAUCAUCACAUUAG
Molecule: messenger RNA, 717 nt
Organism: Hypoxylon trugodes
Lineage: Eukaryota; Fungi; Ascomycota; Sordariomycetes; Xylariales; Hypoxylaceae
Exons: 1
Coding region: 1-717 (238 amino acids)
Source: RefSeq, a predicted model, not a curated record